Molecule: messenger RNA, 5382 nt
Organism: Cyprinodon variegatus (sheepshead minnow)
Lineage: Eukaryota; Metazoa; Chordata; Actinopteri; Cyprinodontiformes; Cyprinodontidae
Gene: fgfr1a
Product: fibroblast growth factor receptor 1-A-like
Exons: 18
Coding region: 651-3152 (833 amino acids)
Biological process (GO): protein phosphorylation; positive regulation of kinase activity; positive regulation of cell differentiation
Cellular component (GO): signaling receptor complex; membrane
Molecular function (GO): fibroblast growth factor receptor activity; ATP binding; fibroblast growth factor binding
Source: RefSeq, a predicted model, not a curated record
CUCUGAUUUAAGAGGGGGAGGUUUGCAGCUGCCCGGGACUCUCUCGUUGAGGAAUAGUACUUAUUUCCCAGGAAUGGUCAAAAGUAUUUUACCGAGAAUCAUUUCGCUGCCACUUUUCCUUGUGAACAGCGGCACACAGAGCGGUUUUUCUCCUGUUUUUCCCCGAGUUGGAGAACUUUAGGACGCAGUUUCUUCAAAGUGAGGAGCGUAGAUUUCAUCGCGUGCGAGACGUGUUGGGAUAAAAGGACUACAAAAAAAAAAAAAAAACUGCACUCAUUAGUUUCUUCUGUGCUGAUCAUCUUAGGUGAGAUAUAUAAGGUGUUCGGAGCGGGAUAAAAAAACAAACUUUAAAUACCGACAUUUCACUAACGUUUUUUUUUUCCUCCCUGAAUCUGGAGGAGGAGGAGGGGGGCACAUUCUUUUCGUCCAUCGAUGAAGUUUGGUUUAGAAAUGCGCAAACUAGUUAGCUAGAAGUCGAUAUCUCGACGCAACAGAGCCUCGAUAACGGACCACACUUUAAAAGGCUGGAUUCACCAUUUUUCUUUUUUUUUCUGGAGUUUUCCUUGCAUCUAAUCUCAGCUGAGGACUCUUCCUUAUUCCUCUGACCAACUCUGCCCGCCAUCAAGUGCGCUGUGAAUGACGUGCAGCUGAUGUCCCAGGCAUCUGAAUGGAGUUCCAGUCGUGUACCAGGCAACAGUUGUAGCUCCUUCAGCAGGAUGCUGAUGAGGACAAGUGGACUGCUGUUUCUGACUUUCUUCACCCAGGUUCUGAGGAGCCACUGCCGCCCCGCUCACCCAGAUGAAGUCUCUGUGGAAGCGGAGCUGUUCACCCUGUAUCCCGGGAAGCGCUUGGAUCUGAGCUGCGUUUCCAAAGACUUGGGCCACACCGUUAACUGGACCAAAAACCACGUUGCCAUCGUGGACGGAGAGCACACACGCAUUCGCAAAGGCCAGCUGGAGAUCGAGGCGGUGGAGCCGCCUGACUCCGGCCUGUACGCGUGCACCACCUUCGGCAACUACAGCGUCUACUUCAACGUCACAGUUGAUGCCCAGGCCUCAUCCGAAGAUGACGAUGAUGAAGAAGAAUCUUCAUCGGAGGAAAAUAAACUGUCGACCACCGAGAAGCUGAUGCCAAUGGCCCCACAGUGGGCUCACCCAGAGAAAAUGGAGAAAAAGCUUCACGCUGUUCCGGCCAGUAAGACCGUGAAGUUUCGAUGCCAGGCCAGCGGCAACCCAACUCCCACCCUGAAAUGGUACAAGAACGGGAAGGAGUUCAAAAGAGACCAUCGCAUCGGAGGCUUCAAGCUGAGGGACCAAGUGUGGACCAUCAUCAUGGAGUCUGUAGUUCCCUCCGAUAAGGGAAACUACACCUGCGUGGUGGAAAACCAGUACGGCAGCAUCAAUCACACCUAUCAGCUGGAUGUAGUCGAGCGCUCCCCACACAGGCCGAUCCUGCAGGCUGGUCUUCCGGCCAAUCGUACCGUAGUGGUGGGCAGCGACGUGGAGUUUGAAUGCAAAGUGUUCAGCGACCCACAGCCUCACAUUCAGUGGCUGAAACACAUUAUGAUCAAUGGAAGCCGCAUCGGACCCGAUGGUGUUCCCUAUGUCCGCAUCCUGAAGCAUUCGGGGGUCAAUAGCUCGGACGCUCAGGUGCUCACCCUCUACAAUGUGACUGAGGAGGAGAGCGGAGAGUAUAUAUGUAAAGUGUCCAAUUAUAUAGGAGAGGCCAAUCAGUCGGCCUGGCUGACUGUCGUCAAAUAUGACCCUGCAGCUAUCACCCCGUACCCCCCAGCCAGCAGCACCUACCUGGAGGUGGUCAUCUACUGCGUUGGCUUCUUUCUGAUCGCCUUCAUGAUCACCAUCGUAAUAAUCCUCAAAAUCCGAGUCACCUCAAAGAAGAGCGACUUCAACGGCCAGCUGGCUGUCCACAAGCUGGCCAAAAGCAUCCCGCUGCGCAGACAGGUAACAGUUUCUGUGGAUUCAAGCUCCUCCAACCACUCUGGAGUGAUGCUGGUUCGUCCUUCCCGCCUCUCCUCUAGUGGCACUCCGAUGCUGUCGGGAGUAUCUGAGUGUGAACUCCCACAGGAUCCCCGCUGGGAGAUCUUCAGAGACAAACUUGUUCUCGGUAAGCCGCUGGGCGAAGGCUGCUUCGGUCAAGUGAUGAUGGGGGAGGUUCUGGGUCUGGACAAAGAGAAACCGAAUCGAGUGACCAAGGUUGCGGUGAAAAUGUUGAAACCUGACGCUACAGAGAAAGACCUGUCAGACCUGAUCUCAGAGAUGGAGAUGAUGAAGAUCAUUGGGAAGCACAAGAACAUUAUUAAUCUGCUGGGAGCCUGCACACAGGAAGGUCCACUGUACGUCAUCGUCGAAUAUGCAUCCAAGGGGAACCUUAGGGAGUACCUGCGAGCCCGGCGCCCUCCAGGAAUGGAGUACUGCUACAACCCGGACCAGGUUCCUCUGGAGACCAUGUCCAUCAAAGACCUGGUGUCCUGUGCUUACCAAGUUGCUAGAGGCAUGGAGUAUUUAGCAUCCAAAAAGUGCAUCCACAGAGAUCUGGCAGCUCGCAACGUGUUGGUGACGGAGGACAACGUGAUGAAAAUCGCAGACUUCGGCCUCGCUAGAGAUAUCCACCAUAUUGAUUACUAUAAGAAGACCACCAAUGGUCGUUUACCAGUGAAGUGGAUGGCUCCUGAGGCCCUGUUUGACCGGAUAUACACACACCAAAGUGAUGUCUGGUCGUUUGGAGUUCUGCUGUGGGAGAUCUUCACCCUGGGAGGCUCUCCAUACCCUGGGGUUCCGGUGGAGGAGUUGUUCAAGCUGCUGAAGGAAGGUCACCGAAUGGACAAGCCUUCGACAUGCACUCAUGAGCUGUAUAUGAUGAUGAGGGACUGCUGGCAUGCUGUGCCGUCUCAGAGACCCACAUUCAAGCAGCUGGUGGAGGACCUGGAUAGAUGUCUGGCCAUGACGUCCAACCAGGAAUACUUGGAGCUCUCUGUGCCUAUGGACCAAUACUCCCCCAGCUACCCUGAAACCCGGAGCUCCACCUGCUCGUCUGGCGAGGACUCUGUUUUCUCCCACGACGCAGGAGCGGAGGAGCCCUGCCUUCCCAAGUUCCCCCCUCACUCUAACGGGGCAGCCAUUAAGAAACGUUGAGACCUCAUUUUCAUUUUCCCUGCCUGCCUCAUGGGGUCGGACCCCCACCUCCCCCCCCACACACACAUUCCCAGAGAUGAAGCUAACAUGAAUAACUAUAAUCCUCUGUGAGAGGAGUUCUGAGACUUGUUGGACCGCUCGGACUGCGGCGUUGAUGAUGUUACGUGGGGCGCUCUGCCUCACCAGGAGCGGCGGUUUUCCUCACAGCUUCAGUAAAUAAGCAGACUCACAUUUACCCUCUUCACUUUGGGCAUUCCACGGUUGGGUCAGGAGAAUGAGGCGGACGGAUAAACAUGUUUUUCUACCUUUUCUUUUUUUUUUUCUUCUUUUUUUUAACUUUAAUGGUCAUAAUUCUGCUUUUUGGACCAAAUCCAGGAACUGCAGCGCCCUCAUUCACCCUCUCCCUGUAAAUACGGUUAGAAAAUAAAAAAAAUAUGAAUAUAUAUUUACAAUAUACUCUUAUUUUUAUUACCAUAACGGAUUUAUUGUCUUUUGUACAAGGAUGGUAUUGUUUGAUCUGUUUUCUAAUAUAGUCCAGGGGGGGGCUGUUGUUACAUGAGCUUAUUUUUAAAUAAUUGCUGAUAUUUCUGUGGCCAGUUUUCGUUUUUUCAGUUAUGAUCCCCUGUCUUCAUUUACUUCCAUAUCUCAACUUUGCAGUACAAACUAACUCCGUGCUUCGGGGGUUUUCUUCAGCAGAAGGAAGAUUUCCGAAGCCUUUUUUUUAUUUUAUUUUUCUUUCUUGCAAUGAUGUGUAUUCUCAACAGUGGUCGCAGCUGUAAAUAUCCCUGGUUGUACGCCGCGCUCUGUCAGCCUGCAGAGCGAUCCGCCUUGCUCAGCGUCACGCACUUCCACUGUGCCUGACUUUCAUGUGAUGAACUGUAUAACCGUAAUGUAAACGCUUUAACAGGGGGGGGGGGUUACAUUCGCUGCCGUCGCAGAACACGUAUGUCACCGUAAAAAAGAAUUGCAUUAAAUAAAAUAUUAUUGUUAAACAAGCUGAGCUUUCCGAGUAUGAACCUCACUCCAUAAAUGGAUCUAUAAAUAUUGUUUUUUUUUAUGUUUUGGGUGUGAAUGAUGUUUAUGGGGAUGAGUGCGAUGUUUGCCACUUCAGUCCCCUCGUCUCUUUAAAAGCAGGUUGCUGGGGUCUGAUUAGAUAUGAUAAUGUGCUGCUGACAUCAGAAGAAAUGCCGGAGAGUGCACGGAGUUACUAACUGGCAGUAAACGUGUGAUUUAUGACCGCGUUUCAGCGGCUUGGCGGAGUGCUGGUGCUGCUCUCCCCAAUCCAUCAGCUGCGCCAACCUUGAUGCCCGUCUCUGGCUUCCUGCCAUUGGCUGAUGCAUCACCUGGAUUGCCGUCUCCAUGCAACAGGCGAAACAUCUGACCCCUUUUUAAAAGCAAGCUCUCACAGCUUAGGUCAGUGCAGUUACCCUUUAGUGCAUUUUGUAUUACAUCAAAGGGCCUCAGUGAUUUAUUUGCUAAUGAAUAACAGAUCCAAGGUACUUUAACACCAACAGGAAUCAAAUCCUUUGAGAUGUGAAUCAGUUGUUUUUCCCCAAUAUCUCUUAACUUUGUUAUAUUUUGAGUCUAAACCUUAAUGAAGUGUUUAUCAGCUGUAUCUCUACCAGUUUUGUACGCCUAGAUUCUAACAUUUUCACUCAUAUCGUCCUUGAAACGGAAACAUCCCAAACCAGGGGUAGAAAGCGUCUGUCCUUAUGUGCCACUGCCCUGCAGCUUUUGCAUGCAUCCCUGUUUGAUACUGCCUGAAACAAAUGUCCAGGCUUAACUACCGAACAUGCCAUGGAGGUUGAGCGCUUUAGUUUGCGGCGUGGACCUCCACCCCUCUCUGAAGUCUUCUGCAUCAGGCUGCAGUCCUAUAACUUAGAUGCAUCUUAUUUACACAACUUGUGUAAAGAAAGAAGGGCUAGCAUAUGGAGGGAAUGCAUGCACCGCAUGUGAUCUCAAGGCAUGGCUGCUAAAUCCCUAUUGAACCAGAAAAGGAUCAUAUCGACCAGCAGGUGUACGAGUUUACCUCUAUAUCCCAAUGGUGUGCAGAGUUGGAUUUGCAUAAUAUUUUGCAUUCAGGCCCCCAAUUCUACAUUUUUUUAUUUCUCGUAUUCGGGGUGCUGCUGCGGUGCGGAGGUAGAGUGCAUGACCCAAACACAUCUCAAGUCUCCGCUAAGUGCGGAGCCCAUUCCCCCCGUCCUGCUCUCCCUCCGCUGGCUGGCGUCGG